AUGGCUGCGGCGCUAGAAUCUUCAACAACAGACAUUGCGUGGAUCAAUUUUUGCGAACGACACGCACAAGCCGCGGCUCAAGAUUUUUCCAAAAGUUGUACUCAGUACAUAAACAUGAAUCUUUCGGAAAGUGCAAAAUCUACAAUUACUCACAAGGAGUUUUUGAGAAAAUACAUCGAAGCCUUUAAAGAUCAGUUUGAAAUGGAUUUUAACAAGAGGAGACUACACAAUACAAAAUUAUCAAAUGGGGUAGGCACAAGAACUGAGGAGGAGAUACUCGAGCAUGAGGAUGGAUCACCGAAAAUGCAACAUAAACCGUUUUUUCGAAGACUCAGUUUUAAGGUACUUCGUAAAAGUAAAGAUCUGUUUCAUAAACAACACUCAGACGAUGUAGAUAUGACCCAUAGUAAAACCAAGCUUGCCAAAAUUGUUGUAGAGUGUAGAAAAGAAGGUAUUGUCAAUUACUCUACACCAGAAAGUUUAGAUCAGCCAGGUGGUCCUCCCAAAUGGGAAAAGUGCCGACUACAAUUGGUUAAAGCAACAGGAGGUUACAUGCUGGAGUUUUAUUCCCCACCAAAAAAUCAAAAGCCUCGUAGUGGUGUAUUUUGUGCUCUGAUAACCGAAGCUAGAGAGACAACAGCUCUGGAAAUGCCAGAUCACGAAAACACAUUUGUAUUGAAGGCUAGCAACAACAUGGAAUUUGUGAUAGAAGCUCUAGAUACUGAUGAUAUGAGAUCUUGGCUAGCAACAAUCAGGUAUUGUAUGCGUUCUGGUCCAGGAGGAGGUGAAGGAGGUCACGGAGAUCACACUAAAGAUUAUCAUCAUCCUGAAGCACCAGAUUUACCUCCAAGACAUAUGGUAGGUAGAGGUGGCGAUCGAUUGUCUUCCAGUUCCAACUUUGAGAUUUGUCCUAAUACAGGAGAACCCAUCACUAUGGAAACUGAUAUUGGGCAAACAUUAAAAAAAGAGUUAUGGUUCCAUGGUACAUUAGGUAGAUCAGAAGCUGCUCAACAGGUGUUGCAUGAUGGCGCUGCAGGACAUGGAAGAUUCCUAGUCAGACAGAGCGAAACUCGAACUGGGGAAUUUGUUCUCACUUUCAAUUUCCAGGGGCGUGCCAAACAUCUUCGAAUGACAAUAAACGAUCAAGGUCAGUGCAGAGUCCAGCACUUUUGGUUCCAGUCCAUAUACGAGAUGCUCGAGCAUUUCCGCUCUCAACCCAUACCUCUUGAGAGCGGCGGCAACUCGGACGUCACUCUCACCGACUACAUUCUCAAUCCGAACGCCAGACAGCAGCACCAGAGCUCAAUGGGGCGCAGCCCCACCAGUACAAUGACGUCCAGCUCGUCGCAGCAGGCUGUGACGAACGGUCAUGAAAGACGAGUUCCGCCCAUUCCGGAAAUUAGACAAGUGAGAUAA
Diabrotica balteata is the source of this 1416-nucleotide messenger RNA. NCBI's taxonomy places the organism in Eukaryota, Metazoa, Arthropoda, Insecta, Coleoptera, Chrysomelidae. The record is from the annotation of a GenBank genome assembly.